AGCAUUUGGCUGUGCAAAUCUUUGCCGAUCUGUGUGAAAACUGACUCCCCAGACUGCCAUGGCACCCGCACGCAAGGGACAGACUCAGACCAAGCGCGCCGCGCCCGCAGUGGAGGAACCACCGCACAAGAAGGCCGCCACGGUGCUGAAGAAGUACGGCGUGACGCAGGCUUCCUUCAAGCAAAUGGCGGACGUACUGGAGCAUCCACUCACCAGCCACCUGCCCGAGGACUGCAAGAAGAUGCUCUUGGCCAUGCUGCCGCAAAGCUUGUGCGUGCCGGAUGACCAUCGCGAGGACGUCCAACGUCUGGCCGUGACGAUGUUUGGAGAGGUGGUGGCGACGGUGGAGGCGAAGCUUCAGGAGGCCUUGGAGGCCGAGAAGCUCAAGGUGCAGACCAUCACGAACUCUAAGGAGCAGCUGGUGGAGGAAGUCACCAAGGCCCAAGCGAAGUUGAAGGAGGCGCAGGAUCACUCGGAAGAGAAGGAUGCUGCGCUGAAAUCCAGCUCGCAGGCUGUGGUGGCAGCGAAAGGCGUUUUGGUGAAGAAGGAGGAGGAGGCCUUGGGUGUGGAGACGAAGAUGGGUGGCCACGAGACCUUGAAGGCUGAGCUGGAGGCUGUCUUUAAGGGCGACUUCCAGAACCUCAAAGCUGGUGACUGGACGGAGUCGCCGGAUUCCCAUCUGAAGGCCUUGGAGCCCUGCAGCGCCAAGCUGGACUUGGAGGAGUCCUUGAAGACUGCGAUGAUCCCUGUCCUGCGGAAGAAGCCGUCGGAGCGUGCGGGCUUCGAUACGAUGGUCCUGGAACAGUUGGAGAAGGGCUUUCAGGAGAAGCUGCAGUCGCUGGAUGGUAUUCUGCAGCAGGGAGCUCCUGAACGCCAGGCACGUAAACUGGCGGUGGAUGAGGCCAACGCAAAGCUGGGUGAAGCAGAGGAGAAGCAGAAGGAGUGCUCCAGCGAAUUGCUGGCUGCCAAGCAGACCGUGAAAGAGGCCGCGGCAGCGCUGAAAGAGGCGGAAGGCGCCGUGGCCAACUUCGAGGUGAACGUGCAGGCAGCCAAGGAGAUCCAGGAGGAGAAGCACCAGGAGUUGAUCUUCUUCGUGGACAACACGGUGAAGGGCUUCAAUGACCUGAAGGAGCGUCCCUCCAAGGAGCGUCAGCGCGAGUUGGCUGCGGAGGCCAAGGCCAAGGCCGCCGCAGAGGCCAAGGCCGCCGCAGAGGCCAAGGCUGCUGAGGAAGCCAAGGCAGCUGAGGUAGCUCGGGCUGCGGCAGAGGCGAAGGCUGCUGAGGAAGCCAAGGUUGCUGAGGCCAAAGCUGCUGAGGAAGCUAAGGCAAGCGCAGAGGCGAUGGUAGCUGAAGAGGCGAAUGCAGCCAGAGAGGUUCCUGCAACGGCUGAUGUACCUAUGGAGGCAUCUGAGGCGGCUUGAGGCGAUUGACAGGGGCCCCGAGACCGGACCCCAAAUUCACCAGAUCGACUGGUGGCUUGCACCAAAGAUCGGCACAGAAGCAGCAUGGCACAACUUCCACGGCUGUGGGGUGGUCGUGGAUUCAGCUCGUGUUGAAGGCCCAAGAGCUUGGCCUUGGAGCUCCGCAUACACGACGGAGCACCGUGGUGAGGAUUCGCACCUUUCAAGAGAAUCAGCUGAGCAGGGGCUGAGGUAGAUUACGGUGGCGUGCUGUAGAUGUGCUGCAUUUCUAAUUCGACAGCGGACAGCUCCAAUGUGAGGGGGGGCCACAAAAAUGACUGGUGAA
This is a messenger RNA of Durusdinium trenchii, 1745 nucleotides long. NCBI's taxonomy places the organism in Eukaryota, Dinophyceae, Suessiales, Symbiodiniaceae. The record is from the annotation of a GenBank genome assembly.